Messenger RNA from Fraxinus pennsylvanica, 390 nucleotides. NCBI's taxonomy places the organism in Eukaryota, Viridiplantae, Streptophyta, Magnoliopsida, Lamiales, Oleaceae. The record is from the annotation of a GenBank genome assembly.
AUGAAGAAGUCUUUUGACGUGAAAGAGAGAGAAGCAUUUCUCAAGGAAAUUGAAAUUCUUAGGAGCCAAUUGAAGUCAUGCACUGAAACACCAGCAAACAAAUCAAUUGACAGGCUUAGAUCCUCUUUGUUGUUGCAAUCUAUCCAGUUGAGAAGCAGCACAUAUGCUCGAGGUAAUAAUGAGGAAGAAUUCAAGAAGGAAAGACUAAGGUGGAUGGAAAUGGAGAGCGAGUGGAUUUCAUUGACUGAUGAAUUGAGAAUUGAUCUUGAGUCCAUCUGUCAAAGAGCAGAAAAGGUGGAGAUGGAAUUGAGAUUAGAGAAGAAGUGCACAAAGGAAUUGGAUGAUGUACUAAAAAGAUCUGUUCUUGGGCAUGCUAGACACGGCCACUGA